CGUGCGGAUGCAGAGAAGAUGGAGGAGGACAUGUAGAUGCGGAUUAUGGAGGUUUGCGCCGUCAGAUUGUCAAACAGCAAACUAAAACGCUGUUCAACGUGGAUUUGUGCUGAUUGUGAAUGCGGAGGAUGGAGAAGACGGAUGAUAAUAAACAUGAGAGUAAAUGUCCUCUAGUGGCUUUCAGGGAUUUGCAAUUUGCGCAUUGUAUAAUCAUCUCGAGGUCUACUAAAGUAAACAAAAGGAUUCUACAUCAUUGAAAGAUGAAAGUUCCCCGUCUUAUUCUGUAUUCUUGGGCAUUUGUGGCCCUCCUGCCUGUCACCUCCUCUGGUGGGAGUCCUGGUUCACUGCUGCUCCGUGUCCCCCUGCGGCAGGGGCCGCCCUCACAGCCCGCGACCCACCGGGGCUCCUCAAGGGCCACCCGUACACGGAGAGGAGCCGGAGGGAUGAAUUUUGUAAACAUGAUUGAUAACCUCCGAGGAAAGUCAGGACAAGGGUAUUACAUCGAAAUGGCCGUGGGCACACCGCCCCAGAAGUUGAAUAUCUUAGUGGAUACGGGUAGCAGUAAUUUCGCAGUGGGUGCUGCCGCUCACCCGUUCCUGCACAGAUAUUACCAUCGCUCACUUUCGUCAUCAUACAGAGAUCUGGGCCGCAGUGUGUAUGUUCCGUACACACAGGGCCGAUGGGAGGGUGAGCUGGGCACUGAUCUGGUGUCAGUUCCUCAUGGACCCAACAUUUCACUGAGGGCCAACAUCGCUGCCAUCACCCAGUCUGACCGCUUCUUCAUCAACGGAUCCAACUGGGAGGGCAUACUUGGGCUUGCCUAUGCUGAAAUCGCAAGGCCGGAUGAGAAUCUAGAACCGUUCUUCGACUCUCUCCUGAGACAGACCACCGUUCCAAACAUCUUCUCUCUGCAGCUCUGUGGAGCAGGAUUCACACAGAACUACAGCACAGGCAGUUCAACUGUAGGGGGCAGUAUGAUUAUUGGGGGAAUAGAUACGUCUUUAUACGUUGGUGAGCUGUGGUAUACACCAAUUCGACGGGAGUGGUAUUAUGAGGUCAUCAUUGUGCGCAUUGAAGUUAAUGGACAGGAUCUCAAUAUGGAUUGCAAAGAAGAACUGUUAUUGAAGGAUGGGCCAGUUAAAAACAAUAUUGGACCCAACUGCAAAACAUAUAACUAUGACAAAAGUAUUGUGGACAGCGGCACAACCAACUUACGUCUCCCUCGUAAAGUGUUCCAGGCUGCGGUGAAGGCCAUUGAAGCUGCCUCAUCUACUGAACAGUUCCCCUCAGGUUUUUGGCUGGGGGAGCAGCUGGUAUGUUGGCAGGCGGGCACCACACCUUGGCACAUCUUCCCUGUCAUCUCAUUGUACCUGAUGAGUGAGAACAGAAACCAGUCCUUCCGGAUCUCCAUCUUACCACAGCAGUACCUGCGGCCUGUAGAAGACGUGGCCUCAGCGCAGGAGGACUGUUAUAAAUUUGCUGUGUCUCAGUCCAGUACUGGUACAGUCAUGGGUGCUGUCAUCAUGGAGGGUUUCUAUGUUGUAUUCGACCGAGAACACAAACGCAUCGGCUUCGCUGUUAGCACAUGCCACGUCCACGAUGAGUUCCGCACUGCUUCAGUGGAGGGUCUGUUUCACGGUGUUGAUCUGGAGGACUGCGGCUACAACAUCCCUCAGACAGAUGAGUCCACCCUCAUGACCAUCGCCUACAUAAUGGCAGGGAUCUGUGCCCUCUUCAUGCUGCCGCUGUGCCUCAUGGUGUGUCAGUGGCGCUUCACACUCUGUCUUCACCCGCUGGGCGCUGGGGACUUCUCUGAUGACAUAUCCCUCCUGAAGUGAGCCAUAUCUAAACACAGCCAUUACACUGCUGCAACAGAUGGCCAAAGAGAACGCCUCAAAGAUUGACAAACAUCAACGAGACCACAACGAUUAUAACUAUAAAGGUUAUAAUUGUGUAUAUGCACACAAGCAUAUUCUAAUGGGCUGUCCCAUCUUGGAGGGCUUUCUUACCCUCUAAACCCGUUUAGACUAAAUGUGAUAUGUGAAUGAUCCCUUGUCUUACAGACUUUAAAGUGUGGAUAACUGUUCUGGGACUGUUCAAGUGAAGUAUUGUAAAGAUAUGUAAACUAUAUGUGAAUGCUUGUUUGAAAGAGCGUUAUGACUGUGCACUAUUAAGAUGUCAUUAUGUCUAUACUAAUAAUUGAGCAUUAAGAUGUUUUGAGGUAUAAUGUUGAGUACUUGUCACAUUUUAUUGACUCUUUUAUGGUUUAUAAAAUACCAGUGCCCUAUAAAGGAACUCAUGGAAAGGUUAACGUAAAUAGACUAAUAUAGAAAAAGAAAAAAAGAUUUGUAAAAAUGACUGCCAAUGCUUGAAUCUCAUGAAACCUGUCAAGAACAUAUUAUUUUUUUACUACAAAUCAAAGAAAAAAACACAGUAUAUAGUAUAUAAUAUAUUUUAAGACUAUUAGGAUUUUUAGCAAUUUGUGACAUUUCCAUGACAAAUAAUUUUGAUUUAUUAUACAAUUUUAUUUUAUAAAUAAAUAUUAUACAAAUAACAAAUACAAAUAAUGAAAAUUAUCUCAUUAAUAAAUAACAUAAUAUAGUAAAAAAGAAAAAAAGAAGGAUAAUUUAAAUUGUAUUUAAUAUUUACACGGUAGUAUUUGUUGCAUUGUUUUCCUUCUCAUUUAGAUAGACAGACAGAUAGAUAGAUAGAUUUAAUUGUCAUGGAAAUAAUGUCACAAUGUGAAAAAUCUUAACGGCACAUCAUUUUCUUUAUGCCAAAUAUAAUUUCUAAUUUUUUUUAUUAAUUUAUUUUGUGACCUGGACAUGUUUUUGUGAGCUUCACACCAAUAGUCAGAUCUAAUUGGUCAUAAAUAUUCAUCAGCUCUGUAUCUUUUCUCUGAACACAUAUGGAAUUGUAAUGCUGACUUCAUAUGUUGAAGAUAUGAUGGCAUACAUACACUCACAUACACCCCAAAAAUAAAUGCACCUAAAACAAUCGCUGCUUAUCAUUACCCACAUAAUAACUCACAUUUAUUAGGAUGAGCACAUACAAACAUAAAUACAUCAUAACCGAACCUUCAGAUUAAGCCAGAGAAAAAUGUGACUAAGCAGGUUACUACUGAAUUCAUGAAUAUAUCCAGAUUGGCAACUCUUACAAUUAAUGAAAGGCAUAAUGAACCAGCGUGUGACCUCAUUUCUUCAGUUCCCUAUCUGUCACUCACUCGACGUUGGUGUCGAUGUAGUGACACUAGGGGUCACUCUUGGGAGCCCGAGACUCCUCUGGUCUUUGAUAAAAGGCCAAU
Messenger RNA from Myxocyprinus asiaticus (Chinese sucker), 3304 nucleotides. RefSeq names its product beta-secretase 1-like. Gene Ontology annotation, cellular component: trans-Golgi network; membrane; endosome. The record is from RefSeq and is a predicted model, not a curated record. NCBI's taxonomy places the organism in Eukaryota, Metazoa, Chordata, Actinopteri, Cypriniformes, Catostomidae. Bases 261 to 1838 code for a protein of 525 amino acids. Gene Ontology annotation, biological process: amyloid-beta metabolic process; membrane protein ectodomain proteolysis. The transcript has 10 exons. Gene Ontology annotation, molecular function: aspartic-type endopeptidase activity.